Molecule: messenger RNA, 1828 nt
Organism: Zophobas morio
Lineage: Eukaryota; Metazoa; Arthropoda; Insecta; Coleoptera; Tenebrionidae
Product: arylsulfatase B-like
Exons: 8
Coding region: 40-1797 (585 amino acids)
Source: RefSeq, a predicted model, not a curated record
CCGUGGCUGAUUCUUACUUUAAUUGAUCAUCAGAUAAAAAUGUAUAAAUUAAGCCGAUGGUUUAUUUCUGGAUUUAGUCCUGUCCUGGUCAUCUCGCCUUACACCUGCCGUUGGUCUGCAAUGUUGUCGAGAUCGCAGUGGUUGUUGAUUAUCAGUUGUGUUUUGUUUUGUGAUUUACACAAAAAAAUACAGUGCGCGACAGGGCAGCCAAAUGUGGUUUUUAUAGUUGCUGAUGACUUGGGAUGGAAUGACGUCGGCUUCCACGGGAGUAAUCAAAUUCCAACGCCGAACAUUGACGCGCUUGCAUACAACGGCAUCAUUCUCAACAGUCAUUAUGGACAGUCCUACGGUACUCCCUCCAGAGCGGCACUCUUUACAGGCAAAUAUCCUAUGAAAUUGGGGAUGCAAGGACCAUCUAUAACGCCAGGAGAAUCUAGAGCCUUACCACAAGGGAAACUUAUAUCUGAGUAUUUUAAAGAAAUGGGAUACGCCACUCAUCUAAUAGGCAAAUGGAACUUGGGAUACUCUAGAUGGAACGACACUCCAACGCUUAGAGGAUUCGACCACUUCUUGGGCUUAUACAACAGUUUUAGUAGUUAUUACGACUAUGUCACAAGCUGGAAGUUUAAUGGCAAAGAUUAUAGCGGCUUCGACUUGCGAAGAGAUACCGUGCCGUCCUGGAACGAUGCUGGAAAGUAUGCCACUGAUCUGUUUACGGAGGAAGCUGUUGAUGUUAUUCAGAAACACAAUGUAAACACUCCCCUUUUUAUGAUGAUUGCUCACUUGGCUGUUCACAUUGGAAAUGAAGGAAAGUGGUUGGAGGCACCUCAAGAGACUGUUAACAAAUUUAAACAUAUACGCGACCCAAACCGACGAACAUACGCAGCUGUGGUCUCAAAACUCGAUGACAGCAUCGGUGCAGUAUUCGAAGCUCUCGACGCCAAGAAUAUGCUUCAGAACACGAUAAUAGUAUUUAUUUCCGAUAAUGGCGCCCCUACAGUAGGACCAUCUCAUAACUGGGGCUCUAACUAUCCUCUUCGUGGAAUUAAAGAUACCCUUUUUGAGGGCGGAGUUCGUACGGUGGCAUGUAUUUGGAGUCCUUUGCUGGUUCAGUCUUCACGUGUUUCCACUGAUCUUAUUCAUAUCACGGACUGGUUACCUACUCUGUUUACUGCCGUUGGAGGUGAUCUUGGAGUUUUAGAUCCAGACUUAGAUGGAAUAGAUCAGUGGUCUAGUUUGGUUUACGAUUUACCGUCUGCAAGAAACGACAUCCCUUUGAAUAUUGACGAAAAAACGAGGAAUGCUGCGUUGAGAUUUUCUUACUGGAAGUUAAUUGUUGGUACUAGUGGCAAUGGAAGCUACAAUAGCUACUUCGGCGCACCUCUUAAUGAAGACAUUGAUCCACAAUCGUAUAACACUUCAGCUAUUAACGACAGCCCGAUAGGUCGCAUUGCCAGGAAAAUAAAUUAUAAUCCACUCUCGGAAAAUGACUUUGAAGGUUUGAGAAAUGUGGCUACAUUAAAAUGCCUCGAUGCCAAAGCCAAAAGGAAUCCGUGUGAUCCUGCGAGUGGUGCUGUCUGUUUAUAUAAUAUUCCAAACGAUCCAUGUGAAGAAAAUGACCUGGCGAAGUUCUUCCCUAGUGUUGUGCGAAGAAUCAAACGCACUUUGGUAGAUUAUAGGCAAGGUUUGAUUCCUCAAAUGGAAGUAACGACUGAUAUUGAUAAUGCUGAUCCUAAAUUGUAUCAAUAUGCUUGGAACCCAUGGCGUGAUUGUUCUGAUGUUAGUUGCAGUAGCUAGUAUUAUAAAUAAAGAAAUUUUUAUUUUUAAA